AUGGCUCCAAAGAGAAAUGAGGCUUCAAAGAAACAGAAAACCUCAGGAGCUGGAACUUCAAGAGAAGAACAAACCUUUGACCAGACAAGAUUCAUUGGACCAGAACAAGAGGAAAGGUAUACGAAACUUGUGGGAAGAUCCAUCUGGUAUGAAAGAAUAUUUGAUAUCAACCUUGAAGGAACCUACAAGUCCUUACCUGGUAUAUGGACCAGUCAAAAAUGGGAUAAGCUUUUGAAUCCCCACCAUAAAAUUAACACUGAGCCACACUUCCACCUUCACAAUGGAUACAACUUAAAUUAUGUACUUGCUCAUGUCAGGUGGCGAGUUGAUAUCGGUCAAAUCAUUGCUAUCGAAAUGAAAAAUGUUGCAGAAAGUUGUAAGAAGUUUAGGGCCGGAACCAGAAGUGCUCAUCCUCUUGUUUAUCCCAGUCUUAUCAUGGGAUUGAUCAUUGCUUCUCAAGGGGAGGCAACUGGCCAUGAAAAUGAGAAUGAUGAUGAGCAACAUACUGAAGCAGAAGAAGAAGUAGAGGCUGAAGCAGGAGAUGAAGAAGGAACUUCUGGUGGUUCCAAGGCAGCAUCUGAAGCUGGUGAUAAUUAUGAUGAGUUCAUGGGAGGAGAGUAA
This is a messenger RNA of Vicia faba (fava bean), 621 nucleotides long. The record is from the annotation of a GenBank genome assembly. Lineage: Eukaryota; Viridiplantae; Streptophyta; Magnoliopsida; Fabales; Fabaceae.